AUGUUUUACUCUUACGCGCAUUGUAUGUCAGUUUGUGGAAUUUACGCUGACAAUCGCACUUCCUCCAACAAAAUGACCUUUCCGCGAUUCAUCCCUGAACCAAAAAUCAAUCGUAUCCGUCACGUAAAUGGUUUCACGUUGAAUCAAACUGUAUCAUCAGGAAAAGAACGAAAGUACCAUAAUUUAUUUGCAACUUCCUCGAGUGAUAAUGACAGAGGACUUCAGAGAAGUCGUUUACAAUAUCGCAAACCGUUACCCGAAAAGAGAUUGCGACCAAUUAAUGUUCGAAAUGAUCAAUAUGGAGAUGCGCAAUUAGCUAGAAGAUAUCAAUAUCUUCAAUACAAUCCAUCUAAACAUUCGAUAGUGGUUUCAAAUCGUUUUAAGCAAGAACCAAAGCGAGAACAUAGUAUCCGCAUGAUGGUACGUAAACGUGGACGUGUGUCAGAAGCGUCAGAUAAGAAACGCCAGGAAAAGAUGGUGACCGGUGGGGUGCGAACUGGACAAUCAAGAGAGCAAGCAAUCUAUUCAAGACCUCAAGAAAUACGACAAAGUAGUCCAAUUCGAAUUAAUCAAGCAACUUAUUCGCUUGGCAUAACUGUAACCCCGUCAUCUGAAUAUCUAUGUGAAAAACACAUUGAAACAUAUAUUCAACAAAAGCAAGCUUAUGAACGUUCACAUGCUGAAGCUUUACGUGAACAUGACAGAUUAAUACAGCAACGUCGUCGUGAUGAGUAUGAACAGAUGUUGAAAUAUGCGCGAGAAUUGCAACGGUGCCAGCAAGCUAUUCAGUCGGCGCACAAUCGCGUACCAAAAGAACGAGUGCAAAUAAACGAUGCAAAUGUCGCGCGACAACAACAACAGUUAUGGUCACAAAGACAAUACUUAAAAGCGGGACAAGAUCAAAAUGCCGCAGAAGUUAGACGAACAAAACUGAAACAUCGAAAACUUUUGAAUUUUGAAAAGUUGAAACAAAUAGAAAAAAAUCGAAAACUACUGAAAACAACUCCAAAAUCACUUCAACUUAAGCAGUGGUUGCAACAACAACAACAACAACAACAACAACAACAACAACAACAACAACAACAACAACAACAACAACAAGAACAACAACAAGAACAACAACAACAACAACAACAAGAACAACAACAACAACAACAACAACAACAACAGCAAAGUGAAAUUCGAUUAGAAAAAACCAUUCGAGAACAACAACAAUUGCAACGGCAAAUCUGGUCUGAUAAGAUGAAAGAACAGAAAAAAGACAGUCAAAGAAUUCAAGCUGAUCCAUCAAGAAGAUCGUCCUAUACAUCUCAACCUGAACAUCAACAACAAAUACAAUCCUACCAGACUUCUUCAGAUUUUUAUGAGAACCAAGAUCAGAGAAAGUUGACUAUCUAUAAUAAAAGCAAUACCGGUAUGAGUGUCAGCAACGAACUCUCGAUGAAGUCAGAACUUGAUAGCCGUCCAGUAAGUGAAGUACCGAGUAUUUCGCGAAAUCCGGUUAGCAUUGAACCGGGAUUGGAUCAAAGUGAUGUAAAUCAGUCAUCAAACGACGGAAGUUGGCAUCGUAGUCAGAUGCAACCAAAUAUAGAACACUUUCCGUUUGAAAUGAUUCUCACUGCGGACCGAGUUUCGGAUGGACAGGAUGUUCACGUUACGGAGAUGAUAAAUGCGAUACCGUCACCAACCGAAGAUUUUAAUCAACAAAAACAGAUGGUUACCAUUGAAGAUUACGAAGAAGAAGAUUAUACAUAUAAUCAAGAAUCUGAAAAUGAAGAUCAUCUGAGACACACUUCAGCAGAAUUUGUAGAAGGACGAUGGACAGUAACAUUAGCUGUACAGCCUACUUCUCCCUCGUUAACUUUUCAUUCCAUUGAUUCUUUUACCGAUGCACCGGAAACAGAAACAGUUACUGAUACAAUGGCGGCACAGAUGGAAAAACGGAAAGAAUCAGGAACGGAAACAGAUAUAAUAGAGAUUAUACCGUCAAAGCAUGAUAGUGAGGAUCAUAACAUGAAAAUUUUAAAAAGUGAAAAUGAGAUUGAGGAAAAUGAUGAUGAAAUUAUGUUUUGGUAA
Messenger RNA from Acanthocheilonema viteae, 2076 nucleotides. Lineage: Eukaryota; Metazoa; Nematoda; Chromadorea; Rhabditida; Onchocercidae. The record is from the annotation of a GenBank genome assembly.